AUGGCAUCCAUUCUAUCUGCACAUGAAAUUGGGGAAGGACUUCCCAUUCUGAUCAUUCAUGGAUGGGAAAUGACUGGAAAAGUCGAGGAACUAGACUUCGAGCCCAUCUUCAACAAAAUACCUGGCCUUCGCCGGAUUUACGUCGACCUUCCAGGAAUGGGCACAACACCUGCGAAUAACAUCAACAAUCUGGACGAUAUCUACCACCACCUGGUGCAAUUCAUCGACUCUCGACUUGCGGGGUCAAGGUUCCUCCUUAUCGGCUCAUCAUGCGGUGCCUACCUUGCACGAGCGAUAUCUCAAAAAUAUGCCAACCAAAUAGAUGGUCUACUGCUACGAGUACCGCUCAUCGAGCCAAAGAACAGCAUGCGUGACCUCGACCCUUUCAACCCAUUGGUUACAAACGAGCAACUCAUGUCAAACCUGUCAACCGAGGACAAGACACUUCUUGGAAACAUCCUCGUCCAAGCACCCGCUUACGUUGAAGCCUUAAAGGCAAAAUACGAUGCGGUUCUUCGACCAGCAAUGGAAAACGCAGAUAAUCAAAUGUUGGAUCCGAUUCGAGCGGAUCCAGAUCGAUAUCGGUUAUCGGAUGAAUUGAUCGAUGGCAGUGCCAAGUUCUUUGCCCCCGCACUCAUUGUGUGUGGUCGGCAAGAUGAGGUCGUAGGCUAUCGAGAUAGUCUUCGCUUGUUGGAGCUGUAUCCUCGAUCUACCUAUGCUGUUCUAGAUCGUGGUGUGCAUGGGCUUCCUGUCGAUGAGACUGGUCUUUUUGAAGCUCUUGUUCGUGAUUGGGUUACUCGGGUGCAUGAAUGGCGUGGUUGCACGGACAGAUAA
Molecule: messenger RNA, 834 nt
Organism: Penicillium cataractarum
Lineage: Eukaryota; Fungi; Ascomycota; Eurotiomycetes; Eurotiales; Aspergillaceae
Product: alpha/beta fold hydrolase
Exons: 1
Coding region: 1-834 (277 amino acids)
Source: RefSeq, a predicted model, not a curated record